Messenger RNA from Megalobrama amblycephala (Wuchang bream), 1939 nucleotides. It is a transcript of the gene ginm1, whose product is annotated as glycoprotein integral membrane 1. Bases 72 to 1127 code for a protein of 351 amino acids. The record is from RefSeq and is a predicted model, not a curated record. NCBI's taxonomy places the organism in Eukaryota, Metazoa, Chordata, Actinopteri, Cypriniformes, Xenocyprididae. The transcript has 8 exons.
ACGACAUGACGCGCAGUGCGUCAUACGCGUAUUUUAAUACACGUAUUGUUGAUAACUAGCGUGAUAAAAAAAUGGCGUCUACAUGGAAAAUACAUUUAACGAUGGUUUAUUUGAUCGUCUUGUGUAUCCUGGCUAAUACCCAAUCGAAACAAAUAACCACGGAGACUAUCGUGUUAAAUGUGACAGCGGUUAGUGAAAAGAACCAGACAAAGUACAGUGUACAGAUUAAUUUGAAUAUAGGUUUCUUGGACAAUGAAACAUUUAUUAAUGGAGCUCCUCUCAAGUCUACAGGAGUCACGAGGAUGACAUGUCCUGCAUUGUUGUUGGAUGGUUAUAACGUGAGCUCUGAUAAUCCGGCGGAUGGGUUAGUCAGCAGUGAGCUGAGGCUGAUGGUGAAUCAAUCAUAUGUUCAGAACGAUGCUGGAGAGCAGGUUCUGUUACUCCUCCUGAGUCAGGAGAUUAUCCAGUUGGCGGAUGAAAAGGUCCAGCAGCCAGACGUGUGUGAGGUGGAGAUCAGGUUGAACCAGAGCUCUGAGAAGAUCACACAGGUCAUCAAUAUUUACCCUUUAUCAAGCAGCAAGCUCUCCAUUAUUCCACGAGAGAAUGACGUCUUGGUUACUGAUGCGUCCAUACAUAAUACAGUUGAAGACCAAGUGCGUAACACCACUAGCCACUAUCUACUCAAACAUGCAGAGACCACCCAAGAGGAGAUUGCAGCUCCAGGGAAACUUCCUGAAACUCCCUUGCGGAUGGACCCUGAAACCCUGUACGAGUCCAGAGAGGAAGAGGAAAGGACUUCCGAUUCAGUGCUGCUUGGGGUUCCUCUAAGGGGGUCCAUAUCCUCUUACAGUGUGGCGUGUCAGUGGGUUGAAGAGCUGAGGGAUAAACUGAGGCGCUUCUGGUCUGAUUCAGUCCCGCUCUUCUUCUUGAUCAUGUGGGUGGUGGUGGUUGGCGUUGCAGGCUCAGCUGUCAUCAUUAAGAUCCUGGAUCUUCUGUUCCCCUCCUGUGAACACAGAGGGUUCUUUCAUCUGAAUCCAGAGACUCUGAUGCCAGAUGAUGAAAAGCAGAGGCUAAUAGAUAACAUGGAUGAAGAAAUGCCAGAAAAAAGCAUUUUGAUAGAAAAGUGAUGGACGUGUUCUCAUCGGUUUGGCUAUGUGGCUUUAUUUGGUCGACAAUACCAAUGACUUCAGUGUAGCACUUUAAAAGAAAAGAAAAACUCCCAACAUUUCCUAAUGAAGCAACAGAUUUCUAUUUUCACAUCUGCAUCUGUGUGAAAGCAUUAUCAGCUUUUUGUAUUCUUCACUACGUUGUGCUUGGGGGAAAAAGUGUGAGGUGGAAUGGUAAAGGUGCACACUUUUAAAUAAGCACAGUACCUAAAAUGUACCAGGUUUUCCCCCAUUAAACUGGAUGUUGUAUGGUAAUAUUAUGAAUUACUUUUUGCCUGAAAAUUGGAAAUGACAAGAAGGGGUUAAGGGUAUUGGGGGGAAAAAAUAAUCCAUCAAGGUUAAUGUAAUUAACCAUCAAAAUAACUUCAGAACAACUCUCCAUAUUAUUUAAAUGGACUUUUUUAUUAUUAUUAUUAUUAUUUCUUACUGUUUGGCUGUUUUUAUAGGCCUGUAUAAACUGUUGCUUAAUGUAGUUUAAUGUAAUAUUCAUGUUGCUUGAGAUAUUGUGGAUACAUUAAGCAUUAAUACCAGCAAUGCAUUUCAGCUUUGACCUGCACUGGACGAAUUAUAUGAAGAUAAGUUUUGGCUUGUGCAGUUGGUCAAAGUAUUCCUUAUGAGAAACAACUUUUCAGGCAUUUUAAGCAUUUCAACUGGACAUGUACAUUUCGUUGUAGCCUUGUCAUUGGCUGUUAAUGAAAUCUGUAAUUUGUGUCAUUCUGAAGCAUGUAACGACUUGUUUUCUUCACAGUUUGAAUAAAUUCUUCACAAAUUAA